UCCCUCCUCAACGAUGCAGUCCUCUACAAGCAUUGGAGUAUCAACCACUCCUUCCUCAACGAUGCAGUCCUCUACAAGCAUUGGAGUAUCAACCACUCCCUCCUCAACGAUGCAGUCCUCUACAAGCAUUGGAGUAUCAACGAUUCCCUCCUCAACGAUGCAGUCCUCUACAAGCAUUGGAGUAUCGACCACUCCCUCCUCAUCGAUGCAGUCCUCGACAAGCAUUGGAGUAUCAACCACUCCCUCCUCAACGAUGCAGUCCUCUACAAGCAUUGGAGUAUCGACCACUCCCUCCUCAUCGAUGCAGUCCUCGACAAGCAUUGGAGUAUCAACCACUCCCUCCUCAACGAUGCAGUCUUCUACAAGCAUUGGAGUAUCAACGACUCCCUCCUCAGCGAUGCAGUCCUCUACAAGCAUUAUAGCAUCGACCACACCCUCCCCAACGAUGCAGACCUCUACAAGCGUUGGAGCAUCAACCAAUCCCUCCUUAACGAUGCAGUCCUCGACAAGCAUUGAAGUAUCAACCACUCCCUCCUCAGCGAUGCAGUCCUCGACAAGCACUGGGGCAUCCGCCACUCCCUUUUCGACGACGCAGGCCUCAACAAUUACCCCAACGCUAACUACUUCAACUACACCUAAAACUCCAGUCCUAACAAUUACAACUCCAGUUCCAACUACAACAACUCCGGCUGCAGAAACUGGAAUCAACCCAGGGGCAAGUUUUGUUCGAAUUUUCGUCUUGACGAUUGAUUUCGACUACGGAUCAGACAUUUUAAACUCGACCAGCGAGGCUCAUAAGAAGCUUGUGAAAGCAGUUGUGUCUUUCAUGCGAAAUGUUAUGAAUUUCUUCUUCCAUAUUGAAUACCAAGUUACAGGGAUAAGACGAGGUUCUGCCAUUGUUGACGUGAAAUUCAGCGUUUCUUUAGCAGACUUAAACAAUGCAUCAGCUGCCUCUGAUGGGAGUUUCGACCUCGAAGCCGCAAUGGUCUCGAAAGCGUUGGACGCAUCGGCUCACAACGUCACUGUUGAUAAUAACCCCGUGAACUAUACGGGAAUGGUGAUUAGUCUACAAAAGGACGCCUUUCAGACUAACUUCACAACGUGUGACGCCAAGCCUUGCAACCCGGGACUCCAGUGCCGUAACUUGCAGCCAGACAAGCCGUACGCCUUUGUCUUCACUUGUCUCGCUAAAUGCAAGGAUUACUCUUGUGGCAUUUUCAGCGAAUGCAAUCUGAAUGAUGAGGGAGAACCUUUCUGUGCAUACGUCGACUCAACACUCAAACUCUUCAUUGGAUUAUCUAUCGCCGGUUUCUUCGUCCUCAUCAUCAUUAUUGGUAUCAUUUGCUUGUUCUUUAAGUUGAGGAGGUCGAGAAAGGACGACGGGGAGAGCGACACGACAUCCUCCGAAAGUAUUCAUGAAGCACCCUCAGCCAGGAAUAUUGCGUUUUUGGAUGGCCAUGACCAGUCGAGCAUACAGUACGAUUACUUCGACGCGUACCUGGGUUGCAAACAUGACUCUCUUGGUAAACCGAUAAGGAUUCCUCGUCCCAAAGUCAGUGCCAAGAAGCUUGGCUUACACCACAUGGCGAGGUCAUCGGACGAGGGCUCAUCAAGCUCACCGGACGAGGGAACCAACACUGAGAUUUAAGACUUGGCGACACUUUGAAAAAACGUAGUAUUAGUCAGUGCCGAGCGAAUAAACUGUCGACGUUAAACAUUUUAUCUCCAAGGACAUCGUUUCGAGAUUGUGUGAUAUUUUUUGAGAUUUCCCUUCCAAUUCGGAAGGAAAGCUGAUUGUCCUUGGGGAAACUUUCGUCAUGAACUGGCACGGGGUGGCUGUCAGGUGACUACAGCAACAACCACAACGAACGACACGAGCGCCCCGCGCGGGGGUUUAGUGUCCUUAUCUCGUCUGUCAUCGUUUCGUGGACUCGAGGAACUGUUCCUCCGGUUGCAAUCUUCCAAUUUAGGUGCUCCUUACUAAACAUCAUUGUGUAAAUAUAUUUAUAAUUUUGUGUACAUACAUGUAGAAACUCAGGAGCAAAUUUUAACAUGAUUCGAAAUGUCGGGUGUGGGCAACUUGCGAAAAUGUAGGCGUUACUGGAAUUAGAAUCUGAUAGCGAAUUAUUGGCUCCUCUUGCGAGCCAACUUAAAUUCGAAACAGCAUCGGAAAGCUCUUCGCAGAAUGCUCUGCGAAUGAGGAGGGGGGGGGGGGUUAUUGUUAGAAAACCAACUUAAAGGCCGGAAGGUUUUAUCUGGAAUAACUUAACAUUCAUUUGAUAGAGGGCGCCUCUCAAUUCUUCUGGUACACCUGAAGAAAGUUCCGUAUUGCACAGUCAUUGUCAAUGCUUUUCAUUGAGAUAAAUGGUCGUAUUCCACAAACAUUUUGUAAUUUCGGUAACGCCUAUCUUGUUAUUCUUGUAACUGAACGAUGUGGGCUGGACCCAUGCCAAGUCAAGUAUUAGGGUAAACCUUCAUACCUGGUGAUACUAUUCAUAAUUAUAUUUCCUUAUAUUGAUGUAUAUACAUGUACUGCGGCAAAAGAAAUAUCUGGACGCCGCGUCGAGCAAGCACAUUAAGAGAUUUCCAAAAGCAAAUUGUGCGGUUAGUUCCGGUGGAUUAAUCAAUUAAAAUGGCCAAAUUCUGCAUCCCCGUUGUGUUCAUUUGCAAUCAGCCAAUCAGAAGGCUCGAAAGCGGGGUUAUUUCCGGUCAAUUUACGCUUUUGGAAAUGGGUGAAUAGUGUAGUUUAUUUUCGACAAAAUGUGAUGAUAGUUAGCGACUGUAACCAGUCCCUAUAUAGUAGAGGACAUCGUUAUAUAACCUGGCCCAUGGUAGUCUCGGUAAUAUCGUGGUGGAAACAAGGCUGUGAUAAUGUUUGAGGUGUGUGUGUGGGGGGGGGGGGGUCGAAGGCUUUCAGGCUACGCCAAUGAUUGUGAAAUCUCGCGAACGACCAAACGAGUUAUGUACUGGAAAUUACCGAGACUGUACAAUCCUACGAUCCUGUAUUUGCAUGGUAAGGCCGAGUCUACACUGACGAAAUCUAGGUGAUGACGACCAACCUAGUCGAGCUCAAAACCUACCGUACAUCAUCCUGUAGUUUGAGAAGCGAUAUGCGUGUAAUAGAAAACGUUGAAUAACGAAUGAUAGUGUGGCCUCAUAAGAUCAACUCUGUAUUUCUUUCUUCGUUGUUUUCAUGCAAAUUAUAACAUUUCUCAUUUUGCUGAGACCAUGCGCCGUCAGCAGAUAUAUUACAUUAUACAUAUCCAAGUCUCAGCCACGAAGCUGAAAAUGAUGAAAAAGAAGAAAAGAUGAUGACGAUAGAAUGUCUAAGGCGGUCCAUCAAGAAUGUGUGAAUAAAUCUAUUUAUUAUGUUAUG
Messenger RNA from Lineus longissimus, 3376 nucleotides. Its product is annotated as mucin-17-like. The record is from RefSeq and is a predicted model, not a curated record. Bases 14 to 1648 code for a protein of 544 amino acids. The transcript has 9 exons. Lineage: Eukaryota; Metazoa; Nemertea; Pilidiophora; Heteronemertea; Lineidae.